This is a messenger RNA of Vairimorpha ceranae, 639 nucleotides long. RefSeq lists its product as hypothetical. The transcript has a single exon. Lineage: Eukaryota; Fungi; Microsporidia; Nosematidae. The coding region runs from base 1 to 639 and encodes 212 amino acids. The record is from RefSeq and is a predicted model, not a curated record.
AUGUUUUCUUUACAGCAAAAAAUAAUAAACUAUAAAUUACUUUUUAAAAAAUACUUAGAAUAUGGCUGUGUAAAUAAAAAUCAUCUAAACAAAUUAUUUACAGACAUAUAUAUUGAAUUAAAGAGUAGAUAUAGGAAUACUUUUUUAUUACUAAAAUCUUCUCUAAUAUUCUUUCUUUUUCUUGUUCCUGAAGAUCAGCUGUUGUUGAAAACAUCAAAUGAAAUCAAACAGAUGUUUUAUUUAGGAAACAUAGUAAAAAAUUGUAAAAAAGAGGAUUCUACGAAUUUAGAUGUAAAUAUUGUAGAAUACUUAGAUGAAGUAGAAUUUAUCGAAGAAUCUAUAAAUACAUAUAAUUUUACACGUAUCAACACCAAUGUUAAUCUAUUAGAAUAUCAUCCUUUAGUAUUACAAUAUCAUGAACAUAAAGAUAAAAUUAUUAAAAGUUUAAUAAAUAAAUUAAUACUUGCUAUUAAGCUAGAUAUAUUUAAUAGUGAUAAAGUAAUAGACUACUAUAGUCAAAUACAAAUGAAUAUUAAUAAGCCUAAAAUACAAGUCAAAUCUAAAGAAAUGAAAAGAAAAACUACUAGGGGAGGAAUAAAGAAAAAAAUAAAAUUAUUAAAAAGCACUUUAAAUAAAUAA